AUGGUUUUCAUUCUCGGUGUCAACUUCCCCGAGCGCAACCUCGUCAAGGCAAGCAUCAACCUCUUCCCCCGUCCACCCUCCUCGGCCCUCGACUACGUUCCGACCUCGUCAACCCUCCUUGCCCGGUUCCAUAUCCACCCAACAUGCAAGGUUAGCGAACUGGCCAACAAGCAGGUCCUGGAUCUCACGGCUGCUCUGUCCGAUAUGAAAAUCGAGAACGACCUCCGGCGAAACGUCCUCGACAACAUCAAGCGGUUGAAGGAGAGCGGUACCUACCGUGGUAGACGUCACGCGCUGGGAUUGCCGGUCCGGGGUCAAAGGACAAGAACCCAGAUCAAGACAGCAGUCAAGCUGAACCGCAUGGAGAGAAGAAUGUAG
Messenger RNA from Aspergillus affinis, 378 nucleotides. Its product is annotated as mitochondrial 37S ribosomal protein uS13m. The transcript is spliced from 4 exons. Gene Ontology annotation, molecular function: structural constituent of ribosome; RNA binding. NCBI's taxonomy places the organism in Eukaryota, Fungi, Ascomycota, Eurotiomycetes, Eurotiales, Aspergillaceae. The record is from RefSeq and is a predicted model, not a curated record. Gene Ontology annotation, biological process: translation. Bases 1 to 378 code for a protein of 125 amino acids. Gene Ontology annotation, cellular component: mitochondrion; ribosome; small ribosomal subunit.